AAGGAGCGUCGCAGAGCAGUUUCCGAUUUCCAUCUCUCUCUCUCUCUCUCUUCCUCCGAUUAAGGGAUUAGGGUUUUUAUUUCUGAUAGUACAUUACUCUCUCUCUGUGCGAGUGCGUCGGUGUGCUUUUUUUCUUUUUUUUUGGAUUGAAGAUAGUCAUGGUUGCUGAUUCCAUCACCGGCUCUGAGCUAUUUCAUGGGUCUCCGAUUUCUAGAGAUUCGGCCAAGAAACGGAAGGAGAAUUGGUUUUGGAAGCUGAGACAGUGGAAGAUUGAUGCUCAUCGCAGGCAAUGUAUUUAUCACUGGAAGAGAGCAAACGUAGGUGGAGAGGAAAACAGCUCUACACUGAGAUCUCUGCGUGACAAACUGGCUGAUAGAAGAACAGCCAGCGACAGGUUUUCUCACCUUCAGGCUUCGAGGAUUGAUCAUGAACGAGGGAGCUUCGAGUUCACCAGAUGCGAUGAUGAUGAUGAUGAUAACGACGAAGAUGUGGAAAGAGAAUCGUCUGCUAGUAGCCCCACGAGUGUCCUCAAGAACAAAGAUUCCGGUAGUAACAAGAGCCAGGACGACUGCUUCUGUUGUUCUAAGCAGAUCACAGAGGAAGAGGAAGAAGCUUUCAAUGAUGCAUAUGAAAACUGGGAACACUUUAGCGAUGCGUUAAACUUCUUUGAGAACGACGUGCCUUCACAUGAGACAACAGCUCUACAGCAGCAAGAAGAAGAUCCGAAUCCAAGUACAAGCCAGAGGAGGAACAGUUACUCUUCUCCUGCAAAUUCUUUUCAUAAAAACCAGGGCAAGCAAGAAGCUUCACCAAGAAAACCGAUUCAGAACAACAGGAGAAAGAAGAACAAGUCUGAUCAGCAGAGAGAAUGUGAUGAUGAUGAGAUUAGUGAAUGUCCUAUUUGCUCCGAAGAGAUGGAUGCAACGGAUCUAAGUUUCUUGCCAUGUCCUUGUGGGUUUCGGCUGUGUCUCUUCUGCCAUAAUAAGAUCAACGAAAACGAUGGACGUUGCCCAGCUUGCAGGGAAAAGUAUGAGAAGACAAGUAGUAAUAGUGGGGAAGUAAGUUUCCAGCAACGUGGUCGUGCCCCGGUUCGUUUGUCUCCAUCGUUUAAGGGACUUGACAGAGCCUAAAGAGAGAAAGAAGCUUUUUUUGUUUGGUUGCCUCAAUUCUACCAGGAACAUAACAUUUUUGUUGGUUUUUUGUUUAGAUUGUCAUCUCGGCAAUAAAAAUAUCAUUCAUGCUUACUUUGUGAAUCAGAUAUACAUAAAAAAAAACAAAGCCAAAGUUACUCUUUGAUUUAAUAAUGCAUCAAUCAAUCACUAUUCUUGAAGAAAAAGCUGUAUUUCAUGAUGCCACAAACAUCUCUCACAGAAGGAAGAAGAAGUAACCAUGUCCAUGUCCUCAUCAAAACCAUUCUUUGCUAAGAAUAUCUCUGUUUGACCAUUGCAAUUGCAAUUCUCGCGGACGUAGACUCUUUUGAGCUGACUCAUCAACGGUUUGCCCCGCCACAAGAUGUGACGUCGAAUAUUUUGUCGAAGUUCUGCAAUCUCCUGAAUCGUGCUUGACAUCGAAGGCUUUAUUAAAGAGGACAAAAUCUUGAAACCCUUUUGUUUAGUGACUUUGUUCAUCCCGAUCUAGAUGAAAGCAAUCGAUGAGACCUUGACGGUAUAAAGCCUCCGGGUUUACAUUGCGUAGACAUGUCCGGAAAAAUUUUGAAAAAUUUUCACGGUUACGUUUGUGCUGAUGCCAUGGGAAAAGAGGAAAUUUAUGGAGAGGGAGCUGGCGAAGAACGUAUGCAUCGUUGCAAAGGCGUUGAAACGGUUUUGAAACUAGUUGGAGACUGCGAAACUCAGAUAAAGAAGAAGCGGAAACACAUGCAAAGAUCUCUACAACAAGAAGGUCGUUUGGUAGAGAGUUUAUAGAAAUUGUUCUUGUUUUCUGAGAUUUCUUGGAAGACAAUGAAGAUACCAUGUUUUGAGGUGGAAAGUAAUUUGCGUCUCUCGAAAUUAUUGUUGUGUGAGGUUUUUUUUUUUUUUUUUUAUAUAGAAGAAUGUUUUAGAUUUCC
Thlaspi arvense is the source of this 2065-nucleotide messenger RNA. The record is from the annotation of a GenBank genome assembly. Lineage: Eukaryota; Viridiplantae; Streptophyta; Magnoliopsida; Brassicales; Brassicaceae.